Messenger RNA from Capsicum annuum, 2244 nucleotides. RefSeq names its product calcium-dependent protein kinase 17. NCBI's taxonomy places the organism in Eukaryota, Viridiplantae, Streptophyta, Magnoliopsida, Solanales, Solanaceae. Gene Ontology annotation, cellular component: nucleus; cytoplasm. The transcript has 8 exons. Gene Ontology annotation, molecular function: calcium-dependent protein serine/threonine kinase activity; calcium ion binding; calcium/calmodulin-dependent protein kinase activity. Gene Ontology annotation, biological process: protein autophosphorylation; intracellular signal transduction; peptidyl-serine phosphorylation. The record is from RefSeq and is a predicted model, not a curated record. Bases 229 to 1836 code for a protein of 535 amino acids.
UUUUUCUUUUUUGUGUUUUGUGAAACUCUCUCUACACCAAUAAUGAAACUCUUAAUUCUCUAACAAAAAAUUAUUUUUCCCAAUUUUUUUUGAUUCCAACCCCUCCUCCCAUUUUUCUUUUUUGCUCUCCCUCUAGGCCAUCCCAUUUUCCCUUAAUUCACUUUUUAUAAAAAAAAAAAAAAAAAAAGUUUGGAUUUUAUUUAUCUCUUUGCAUUUUGUCCCAAAAAAAUGGGUGGUUGUUGCUCAAAGGCAGAGAAUCCUGCACAAAAUAAUGAAGAAAUUGCACAAUCAUAUUCAAAACAAGAAGAAUCACAUGCAGGAAACAAUGACAUGCAAGGUUCAACCACACCAUCAAAAAGUCCUCCACCACAUGCAUCACCAAACCAUUCGUCGAAGCCAUCGAAGGCAGCCCCAAUAGGGCCAGUUUUAGGAAGGCCAAUGGAGGACAUAAAGGCAACAUACACCCUAGGAAAAGAACUAGGAAGAGGGCAAUUUGGUAUAACACAUUUGUGUACACACAAACAAACAGGGGAACAAUUUGCAUGUAAAACAAUUGCUAAGAGGAAAUUAGUGAAUAAAGAGGAUAUUGAGGAUGUAAGGAGGGAAGUGCAAAUUAUGCACCAUUUGACAGAACAACCAAACAUUGUUGAACUCAAAGGGGCCUAUGAGGACAAACAUUCUGUGCAUUUGGUCAUGGAAUUGUGUGCUGGAGGGGAACUUUUUGAUAGGAUUAUAGCUAGAGGACAUUAUACAGAAAGAGCAGCAGCUUCAUUGUUGAGAACAAUUGUGCAAAUUGUACAUACUUGUCAUUCAAUGGGGGUCAUUCAUAGAGAUCUUAAACCUGAAAAUUUCCUCCUACUUAGUAAGGAUGAAGAUGCACCUCUCAAGGCUACUGAUUUUGGUCUUUCUGUGUUCUACAAGCAAGGAGAUGAGUUUAAAGACAUAGUCGGGAGCGCGUAUUACAUAGCACCAGAAGUUUUGAAGAGAAAAUAUGGUCCAGAAGUUGAUAUUUGGAGUAUUGGAGUUAUGUUAUAUAUUCUUCUUUGUGGUGUUCCUCCUUUUUGGGCAGAAUCUGAAAACGGAAUAUUCAACGCGAUAUUGCGUGGACAUGUUGAUUUUUCAACUGAUCCAUGGCCUUCAAUAUCUAGUGGAGCUAAGGACCUUGUUAAAAAAAUGUUGAAUUCAGAUCCCAGUCAAAGGUUAACAGCAGUUCAAGUUCUAAAUCAUCCGUGGAUCAAGGAGGAUGGAGAGGCACCAGAUGUACCACUUGACAAUGCUGUUCUGAAUAAGCUCAAAAACUUUAGAGCUAUGAACAAGUUCAAGAAAGUCGCUCUUCGGGUUAUUGCAGGGUGCCUCUCAGAGGAAGAAAUUAUGGGAUUAAAGCAGAUGUUCAAAGGAAUAGAUACUGAUAAUAGUGGCACAAUUACACUUGAGGAGUUGAAGCAAGGAUUAGCUAGACAAGGCAACAAAUUAUCAGAUUAUGAAAUCAAACAAUUAAUGGAGUCUGCUGAUGCUGAUGGAAAUGGAACAAUUGAUUAUGAAGAGUUCAUCACAGCAACAAUGCAUAUGAAUAGAAUGGACAGAGAAGACCAUCUUUACAAAGCUUUCCAAUACUUUGAUAAGGAUAGCAGUGGGUAUAUUACAAUGGAAGAGUUAGAGCAAGCUUUAAGAGAAUUUGGUAUGAAUGAUACAAAGGAUAUAAAGGAAAUCAUUUCUGAAGUUGAUUCUGACAAUGAUGGUCGUAUCAACUAUGAUGAGUUUGUAGCUAUGAUGAAGAAAGGAAAUCCAGAAAUAGCAACAAACGUAAAGAAGCGAAGGGAGGUUCUCGUCAAUUAAUUGUUGUUGUUGAUAUGAGAAGAAAUUGGCAACAAAAAAAAAAAAAAAAAAAAAAAGCAAAGUUAUUUGUGUCUUUAUUGAAGGGAGGGAGACCAAAUUUCAAGGUUUAUAGAUGCUCUUGUAUAUUAACUCAUUUGUUAAAAAUAUUAAACGAAAAAAAAGAAGAAAAAUGCAAUGAAAACAAUAAUAAGAUGUAGAAUUUGAUGGAUAGGUUGGAAUUUAAGGGUCCUUUUUGGGUAAUGGUUGAUUUUGAGUUGGAAACAAUGGGGUAUUCAAUGUAUCUAUCUAUAUAUAAAAUAUAACAUAAUGUAUAAUAUACACAUACAAGUGUAUAUAUAUUUUGUGCAACACUAAAGAUAGAUAUUAAGUUUUGUUUUCUAAUGAAUAACCUUUUGGAUAUUAGUUUUA